UCAAUGGAAUGGACCGGGGAAUGGGGAGAAUGAUGUUGGUAAUAAUGGCGGGAACGGAGGGAACUGGAACCAUGGAGGGCCAAACGGGAACGGAGGAGGCGGAGGAGGUUGAAAUGGGAAUAGUAACGGAGGAGGGAAUGACGGAAACUGAUGGAACGAGAAUAAUGGAGGGGAUAGCAAGAACAGGGGUAACAAAGGUAACAACUGGAAUGGUAAUGGAGGCAACGGAGGGAAUGGAGGAUGGAAAGGCAAUGGUGGGAAUGAGUGGAACAAUAACGGGGGUAAUCAAGAGAGUAGCAGCAGGGAUUGGAAAAGAUCGGCCGAGUGCUAUAACUGCCAUCAGUAUGGACACAUCAGCCGGGAGUGUAACGCCCCGCGACAGGGUAAUAAUCAAGGCAAUCAAGGUAAUUCCUAUCAAGGGAAUCAUGGGAAUCAAGGCGGUGAGCGAGCCCCGCAGUACUUCGAGCAGCUCCAAUAAAGCUGCCGUUGCGGUUGGUCUGAGCAAGGAGUUGGAGGAGGGAAUUCGGGAGAUGUGUAGGUAUACGACCAAGCAGCUGGAGUUGGAGGAGAAGAAGGAAGCCGCGAAGAAGGUUGUUGAAGAAAGGAAGAAACGUGAGGAUGAGGAGAAAGCAGCCAAGGAGGAGAAGAGUCGAGUGGGACUCCAAAAGAAAAAGGCCAAAGAAGAAAAGCAGGCCGAUAGAGAAUGGAAGCUGGAGAUGUUACUGGCCAAGCAGAAGGAGUCCUUAAAGGAGGAGUUCGAACGAAUGUUUGAAGCAAGACUAAUAAGAAUGGUUGUGUCAGAACGUGCGGUCAAAGGUAAAGCUAAAGUGACCGAAUCGGAGUCGGAUGAAGAGCCAGAGGAACCGAAGGAGAGAUUGGAGAAACGAAAAAGACAGCCACAACAGGCGUGCCAAGUUAACCCUCAAGGCGAGACUCCAACGAAGGUCGGAAGAGGAGCUACGGUAACACUCAGGGCUGCGGGGGUGGAGGAGGAAUCUCCAAGACUUAGAGUCUCUGUACAUCGGACUCGACAGAAGGAUGGAAUAGGUUUCCCGCUAAGGGAAUUCAGCCUAUGGGAAGGAGCACCAGUGGCGGAUGACUUUAAUACCGUCAUUGCUUUGAAGAAGGCGAUUCGAAGAUUUUUUGGGAAGAAAUUGAAAGCGACGAUCGAGGCCAUGUGUUACGAAGCCGGAGUGGUUUAUCGGGGGAGACCGGAGGCUGUGGAUGAGCUGACCGAAUUGCGCGCCAUGUACUUUAGCGCAUCAGCUCCGCAAGUCCCCUCCAUUGCCACCAUGGCGGCCCUGCUGUUGCUCGCAUUCCUGCAGUCGGCUAUCCACGGACAAGCCGCAUCCCCGGAAGCGGGUACUGUCAAAAUCACGGGUUUCACGUACGCAGGUGAUGGCUGCCCGCCAGGGUCUGCGGAGGGGGCAGUAUCGGAUGACGGAGAAGCGAUCACCGUGAUGUUCAGCGAGUACACUGCGUCGACCGACGCUGGCUUGGACGGUCUGAGGAAGAGGUGCACGGUGACGGUCAAUCUGAGUUAUCCGCCAGGUUUCCGCUUCCACCUGGGGACGGUCACUUUGCGCGGAUACGCCAAGCUGGACGCGGGCGUGACCGGGACCGCUCAGACCAGUUACUACAUUUCCGGGGGAUCAGGAACGGCUCGAGCCAAGCGCGUCAUCCCCGGCUCUUUCGAGGGUAACUUCGAGUUCACGGACAGUUUCGGUGUGGCGGCGUACAGCCCGUGCAACGUCGUGAGAGACCUCAACCUCAACUCCGAAGUACGGGUGAAUCCUGGGAGGCCAGCGAAAAGCGGCCUCAUGACCAUAGACUCUCAGGAUCUCAAGCUAACGCAGGAGUUCGCCAUCAUCUGGGAGUCGUGCUAAGCUCCGGGCGGCGGUCCAACAUCGUCACCUUUCCAGCUUGCCAGCGGGCCAGCGGCUAACUCUGGGCACAGGCCGUACUCACACCAGGGACUUCCAUAGCUCAAUGAGCAUGCGGUGAUGGAGUCCCAGUGUGGGUAGGGUCUUCGAAUGGAUAGUCCCAGACAGCUGAGCCGAAGCAG
Molecule: messenger RNA, 2065 nt
Organism: Chara braunii
Lineage: Eukaryota; Viridiplantae; Streptophyta; Charophyceae; Charales; Characeae
Source: the annotation of a GenBank genome assembly